Messenger RNA from Morus notabilis, 1524 nucleotides. Its product is annotated as homocysteine S-methyltransferase 2. Gene Ontology annotation, molecular function: S-adenosylmethionine-homocysteine S-methyltransferase activity. The transcript is spliced from 7 exons. The coding region runs from base 136 to 1152 and encodes 338 amino acids. Lineage: Eukaryota; Viridiplantae; Streptophyta; Magnoliopsida; Rosales; Moraceae. The record is from RefSeq and is a predicted model, not a curated record. Gene Ontology annotation, biological process: S-methylmethionine cycle.
GUAAAGUUGCAAAACCAGACAUCUCUUAGAACACACUUCUCAGUCCUAGCUCCUCUCUCUCUUACUCUGCAUCAAAUUGAUCAGACUUGCUCUCGAUUCUAAGGCCGUUAAAGUCCGACAAUUUCGGGGGAUGCGAUGGAACCUUGUGCCGCGACAUUGAUGACCGAAUUCCUCCGGCAGUCUGGCGGCGCCGCCGUGAUCGACGGUGGGCUCGCGACGGAGCUCGAACGCCACGGCGCGGACCUCAACGAUCCCCUCUGGAGCGCCAAGUGCCUUCUCACUUCUCCACAUCUCAUUCGCGCGGUACACCUUGAUUAUCUUGAAGCUGGCGCAGAUAUUAUAAUUACAGCAUCUUAUCAGGCCACAAUUCAGGGUUUCGAGGCCCGGGGCUUUUCAAGAGAAGAAAGUGAAGCCCUGCUCAAGAAAAGUGUUGAGGUUGCUCUUGAGGCUCGGGAUAUCUAUUAUGAAAGAUGUUUAAAGAGCUCUUCUAGUGGUAUUGGAGAUGAUAAAAUUCUCAAGCAUCGGCCAAUCUUAGUUGCGGCAUCUGUAGGGAGCUAUGGAGCUUACUUGGCUGAUGGGUCUGAGUACAGUGGCAUUUAUGGUGAUGCUAUUACGAUAAAAGUUUUGAAAGAUUUUCACCGGAGAAGGGUUCAGGUCUUAGCAGAAUCAGGCCCUGACCUCAUUGCAUUUGAGACGGUGCCAAAUAAACUUGAAGCUCAGGCUUAUGCUGAACUUUUGGAGGAAGAGAACAUUAGUAUUCCUGCGUGGUUUUCUUUCAAUUCUAAAGAUGGCAUCAAUGUUGUUAGUGGUGAUUCUAUACUUGAAUGUGCUUCCAUUGCUGAAUCAUGCAAGAAAGUUGUUGCCGUUGGGAUCAACUGUACCCCUCCAAGAUUUAUUCACGGACUGAUAUCGUCUGUUAGCAAGGCGACUACAAAGCCAAUACUUAUAUAUCCAAAUAGUGGAGAAAGUUAUGAUCCGCAUAAAAAAGAGUGGGUGAAAAAUACUGGAAUUUCAGAUGACGAUUUUGUCUCAUAUGUAAACAAAUGGGUCGAGGUCGGGGCUUCCCUUGUGGGAGGUUGUUGCAGAACAACGCCAGAAACUAUCCGAGCCAUAUACAGAACUCUUUCCAACAAUAGACUGCUCCAGCCCUGAAGUAAACUCAUUGACUUGAUGGAGUAGAGGAAAUGAACAAUGAUGUUGUGUUGAAACAAAAAACGAAGUCGGUGAGAAGUCGAAUGACGUCCUUGUUUGGUUACGAGGGAAAGAGGAGACCUCAUACAAGCUGUUAAUAAAUCUGCCACAAGCGAUGGGUGUUCCACAGCUUAUACCAAAUUUUGAAGCGAUGAUUUAUGCCCAAGUUUUGUAACCAACUGAAUGAAAAAAUAGACGUCUCGAAUUUUGAGUUUUGUUUUCUUUAUUUAUUCAAGACAUCAGGUGAUAUCCAAUUACAGUUUGCCAUUGGUCUCUUGACUUAUUUCUUGUAGUUUAUUGUUCUUUUUAACUUUUAUCCUAAUCUUCCCACCC